AACUUCCUAUAAUAUACUGUAUGAGAUAAAUUAAUUCUGUCAUAACUCAUUAUUUUUUUGAAUUGGAAGUGUAUAACAUCUGUCACCUAAUAAUUUUGAGUAUUACUGCAAACAAAAGUCACUUUACCAGUUUUUUACACAUGUCCAAAACAACUUUCAGCCAAAUUCAAGUAUUUUGUUUUGUUGUGAGAAACUUUGGAAAUGGAAAUGAAAUGAAUGUUGGCUAAGACAACGCGCAAAAGCUAACUCAGAGCAUUAAUAGAUCAUUAAUUUUAAAAAGUCCAGCCAACUUGUUGGUCAAUUCCUGUGUUUGAUUGUUUUUUUUUUAUGUUUGGCGAUUCUUUCCCAAAAUCAAAUGGGAAGAGGAGCAAAUAAUUUACUUAAGCUUCACGCUUUCCAUUUAUUACACUGUCAUUUUGCACUGCAAUUUUACUAUUCCAAUGCCUCUUUCACCACUAUUUCUAUUAUCCACUCAAUAUCUUGAUUUCUUACAUUUUCCAAGUUUUAUAAAAUAAUUAGAAACACUGUAUCUAGACUUCAUAGAUCAAUCAUAUGAACUUGAGAUGAUGACUAAACCAUUUAUACAUGUUACUUCCAAAACUCUGUUAAUCGGAUUAAUCUUACAUUCAAGGUGUUCUGAAAACACUCUUCAUUUAUUGUUUUAAACUUUUCAGUAUUCAUUUAUUUCUCAUUUAAAUUCAGUUAACAUGAAUUGCAACAUUUUGUAGUAGAGAUUACGGUGUAUGACAUCAAUAUGUAGCAAAAACAAAAACGUUAAGCUUCUGAACAAUUAAAAAUAAAUAAAGUCUCCACCAUUUAUUGAUUAGUACUAUAUAGAAAUCUAAUUAGGCUUUCAUAUGGUGAACAAUGAUGGUUGCGGGUGGAAUCGUCAAAUAAUUUAAUCCAAAGUUCGUGAAUUCACAUAAUUACGUGAUUUGGCAAACCAUUAUGUUAUCAUGUAGAUUACUAAAUGUAGGUCUGUUUAUGAUCUAAUUCCUUCUCAUUGAUUAUGCCCGUUCAAUUAAUUAAUCUGCCGUCAGUAUUCAUAAUGCCUAAGAAAGUAAGAAUAUUGAUUUUAGGUUUACAAUUUAAAUAUACUAAAAAAACAAAUGUACUAUGUUCGAAACUUGUAAUGAAAACGUCAUAGAAAGAAUCUUACAAGGUCCCACUAGUGAAACUCCCCUUCUAUAAAUUCCAGUUCUUUAGCCUCACACCAAAGAACAUUUCUCCAAAAGUAAAACAUAUCUCACUCUUUUAGUCUCCUCCGCACUCUUCGAAGAUAUGGACUCUCCUCCUUCUCCUCCACUUCCUCUCCACCAAACCGACCAUCAGACCAAACAGAUCAUCCUCGUACACGGUUCCAUCAUCAUUGGAGCCGGUCCUUCCGGUCUUGCCACGUCAGCAUGUCUCUCAAACCGUGGAGUCCCUUCUUUGAUCCUAGAACGUUCUGAUUCAAUAGCAUCUCUAUGGAAAACCAAAACCUACGACCGACUCAAGCUCCAUCUCCCAAAACACUUUUGCAGAUUACCACUCUUGGACUUCCCUGAAAAUUUCCCAAAAUACCCUUCUAAAAACGAGUUCUUGGAUUACCUCGAGUCAUACGCUUCACACUUUGGCAUCGUCCCGAGGUUCAACGAGAACGUUGUAAACGCUGCUUUCGAUACGUCCUCUGGUUUGUGGAGAGUAAAGACUCUAAACAAGACAGAGUAUCUCUCGAAGUGGCUUAUUGUGGCUACCGGUGAGAACGCUGAUGCUUACGUCCCGGAGACUCCGGGGAUAGUGAAGUUUUCCGGUGGUAAAAUUAUUCACGCUAGUGAUUAUAGAAGCGGCGAAGAGUUCAGACAACAGAGAGUUUUAGUCGUGGGAUGUGGAAACUCCGGCAUGGAGAUUAGUUUGGAUCUUGUUCGACAUAACGCUUCUCCUCAUCUUGUUGUCCGAAACACAGUUCAUGUGUUGCCAAGGGAGAUACUUGGGCUAUCAACAUUUGGAGUUGGGAUGACACUUCUCAAGUGUUUACCAUUAAGGCUUGUUGAUAAGUUCUUGUUACUGAUGGCUAAUCUUUCGUUUGGAAAUACCGACCGGUUAGGUAUACACCGACCAAAAACCGGUCCGCUUGAGCUAAAAAAUGUCACCGGAAAAAGCCCGGUUCUCGACGUUGGAGCUAUGUCUCUCAUCAGAUCUGGCAAGAUUAAGAUAAUGGAAGGUGUAAAAGAAAUUACAAAAAAUGGAGCAAAGUUUAUGGAUGGUCAAGAAAAGGAAUUUGACUCGAUCAUAUUUGCCACUGGUUACAAAAGCAACGUGCCUACUUGGCUUCAGGGAAGUGAUUUUUUCACGAAGGAAGGGAUGCCAAAAACGCCGUUUCCUAACGGGUGGAGAGGAGGGAAAGGAUUGUACACGGUUGGGUUUACUAGGAGAGGACUCCUUGGAACGGCGUCAGACGCGGUUAAUAUCGCUGGGGAAAUAGCUGACCAGUGGAGAGACGAGAUCAAGGGGCCCAUCAAGAAUAUGUGCAGCUCUCGUUUUGUCCUAAUCUCUAAGUCCUAAUUUAUGUUUUAAAAUAAACAAUUACUACCUAAUUUUGCAUGUUGUAAAUUUAAGAAAUAAACUUUUACAGAUGUGGUUAAUUAGCCGGAUUAGUUAACAAUGUCUUUUAUUGUCCUUACCGAAAUAAAUGUGUGUUUUCUUGUCACAUAUAUGGUCAUAAGAACUCUUACCAGCACAUCUAAAUCUAACUGUUACUUGUUAGCAACCGAUUAAUGAAAACAGAUUCUUGUAGUCACAUCCUAAAACAUCUAAGCUACACCAACACAUAUAAAUCUAAUUGAGGUGGCACCGAAUGUGAAAAACGGUAAAAGUCGAUAUAGUGGGAACUAAAUCUUGUGUACAUUGAAGUGUGUCACAUUUACGUAAGACAGAUAAAUAGAUAUGUAACGAGGUGUGUAUAUAAAGAGAGAUGCAGACGUAAGGAAGAUGGAAGAAGGUGGGCACUGAUUUGUCACUGAAAUGAUAAUCGAGAUAGAGAGCUGACACUCUUCUGCGACCACCGCAUGGACGAUCUCUUUCAACGAAACUGAUCCAUCUCUCUCUAUCUCUUUGCCGUCACGAGAGAGAACUCACACAUACAUACACGUUUUUCUUAUUAUAAGAGAUAAAUCUCUUUAAGGGCUUCAUUUUAUGCAAUUUUACCCAAAAUACAACUUCAUUCACUCACAUGACUUAAGCAAAUCGUCACUGCAUUCACAUCUGAAUGGAUCAUUGGAGUAAUAACUUUUGUUUUGUUUACGUGUAUAAGUUUUAUAUAGUCAGAGACUCAGGGCUUUAAUAUAUCUUUCUAUUCGAGGAAUGGUUUUUAAAAAAAAACUAUUGGAGUAAUGGCUGUGCGCAAACUAUUUGCUAGAAGCAGAGUUUAUAUUUAUAAUUGAUACAAAAACAAUGUUUGAUUUUUUUUUUCAACAAACAAAGUUUGAAUGAACAUAUCAUUUUGAUAAAUUGUAGUGAAAUCAAGCAACGGGAAAAUAUACAGAAAUUAACUAACUUGUUAUAAUUAAGGUACAUUAUAUAAUCUAGAUAUACCCCAUUCCAGUUAUCCUUUGCAAUAAACAAACAAACACAUUUGAUUUUAGAAAACCUAUUAUCAAAGAAAAAACACACGUUUAUUAGUUUCCCAAAUUUUGUUCAAUAUCAUACUUAAAAAUAAUUAUAUAGAAUUAUAUCUAAAUACUAGAAAAUUCUUUUUGCAAGUUUUAUCACUUUUUUCUAUAAAAUAAGACACUGAUAUCUCUAAAUUUGGUUAACUUUUUCUAUUUAAACUUCUAAAUUUGGUUAAAUUUCAAACUUGUUCUUGAUAUCUUUCUAACUUAAGUUUCCAUGGGAUCGGUUCACAAUUUUCGUUCAUACUAACCACUAGCCAUGUUCAAUAUGGAUUUCGAUCCGGUUUUGGUUUGGUUUUUGGAUAUUUCGGUUUAUAAAAAUUAGCUACCAUAUUGGAAACGUAUCU
Messenger RNA from Brassica napus (rape), 3997 nucleotides. RefSeq names its product probable indole-3-pyruvate monooxygenase YUCCA1. Gene Ontology annotation, cellular component: endoplasmic reticulum membrane. Gene Ontology annotation, molecular function: N,N-dimethylaniline monooxygenase activity; flavin adenine dinucleotide binding; NADP binding. The transcript has 4 exons. Gene Ontology annotation, biological process: auxin biosynthetic process. Lineage: Eukaryota; Viridiplantae; Streptophyta; Magnoliopsida; Brassicales; Brassicaceae. The coding region runs from base 1282 to 2544 and encodes 420 amino acids. The record is from RefSeq and is a predicted model, not a curated record.